UUCCACUCCACUCUCAGCAUUUGUCGCAUCAACAUUGUGUUUACACGCAUUAGCUUGUAUCUUACACUGGUUAUUAUUUGAAAGUGUUUAAGAUCAUUUUUGGUCUUGUGUUUGUAUUCUGGUGCUUGUGUUUCCGACCAUUUAUUUCUUAACUGAAGUGCUGUUGGCUCCUCCGCCUCCGUUCACGUCUGUGCAGCCAUACAAAGUAAAAGAUUGAGACGCUAUUGUGUCGCAAUGCAAAGCCCGAUAAUUAGUAAAGUCAACAAACCUAUUUAAUUGUUCCCGUAAAUUAGCUGAUUGUUCCUGCCGUGUAAUAAAAAACCGCCAAUUCAUAAUGGAUAAAAAAUUCCUCAUGGUCCUUAUCCUAGGAUUCGGAUUUAUGUUUGUUUUCACAGCAUUUCAAACAAUAUCUAACAUAGAGAAAACAAUUCUGGACAGUAUCUCGCAGGAGGAUGUCAGCUUUAAGGGCGAGGGCUACACAAGUCUGGCCAUCAUCUAUCUUUUCUUUUCACUCUCUAAUUGGUUGGCGCCCUCAUUUAUCUCAUUUACCGGACCGCGCGUGGCAAUGGUCGUGGGCGCCCUGACCUAUACCGCUUUUAUGAUCACAUUUAUAUUCCCAUCGACUUCGCUGUUGUAUGUGGGGAGCGCUGUGCUGGGCCUGGGCGCCUCCAUUACCUGGACAGGACAGGGCACCUAUUUGGCGCGUUGUAGCGAGCCCUCGACGAUAUCGCGCAACUCGGGCGUGUUCUGGGCUCUGCUUCAGUGCAGCAUGUUUAUAGGCAAUCUGUUCGUCUACUACCAGUUCCAGGAUAAGUCACAUAUUGACAAGGAAACGCGACAUUUGGUAAUAGGAGUGCUCACCAUUAUUGCCGUACUGGGCAUCGUGUUUUUAGCAGCGUUACGCUUUAUGGCCGAUAAUGCAGAACAGGAUAAUGAGCUAGAGGAGAAACAGACGGGCUGUGGUCAGGCAGUAUAUGCUCUAAAGUCGGCCGGAAAGCUAUUCUUCACGCGUAAGAUGCUGCUUCUCAGCUUGGCAUUCUUUUACACAGGUCUUGAGCUAUCAUUCUUCAGCGGCGUGUUCGGAUCCUCGAUUGGCUUUACCACACGCAUAGCCGACACACCUAAGGAGAUUGUCGGCCUUGUGGGUAUUUGCAUUGGAGCCGGCGAGGUUUUCGGUGGCGGUUUGUUUGGAAUAUUGGCCUCGAAGACAACUAGAUAUGGACGCGAUCCCAUUGUCAUCGUUGGCUAUCUGUUGCACAUGACUGCAUUCUUCCUGACGUUCAUCAACUUGCCAAACAGCGCACCAUUUAAGGAUACCACCGAUAUAUCUUAUCUUGACCCGCCCAGUGCUGGCAUUGCACUGGCCUGUGCCUUCUUCCUGGGCCUGGGCGAUGCCUGCUUCAAUACGCAAAUCUACUCGAUGCUGGGGGGAGAGUAUGUGAAUAAUGCUGUGGGCGCUUUUGCUCUCUUCAAAUUCACACAGUCUGUGGCGGCGGCCAUUAGUUUCUUCUAUUCUGCACAUAUUGGACUGUACGUGCAGUUGGGCAUACUCGUGGUCACAGGGACGAUCGGCACGAUUGCCUUUGUCCUUGUCGAGUGGAGCUUUAAGCGACAGCAUCGUGAGCAGGAGGCGAUACAGACACCGAAGUAAAAGUGUUGUCAACGAAUAGCAAAAGAAUUUAGCCAGUAAGCGAUUUGUUGUCCGCCCUAGGGUUAAAUAGCUGAACAUACAAUAUUUUGUUAGUCUAGCACGUAUCUGUGUCUAGUUGUUUGUGGAAUUCUACAUAAGUGCAAGCGCCGUCGUCUUCCUAGACAAUAAUUAUAAUUGUUGUUACUGUAAUGUCUUGUUUUUUGGGGCGCAUAUUCCAAUAUUGAACUUCCAAAACGUAAGUAUAGUUAUAUAUGUAUGCUUUUAUAAAUGUAUAUUGUGUAUGUUUACAUGUACGUUUAUUUUUAAUGUUAUAUAUUAAGCAAUAAUGUGCAAUUGUAAAGUUUUUGGUAAAAUAUUGUAAUUUGUUUAUUUAUUAAAUAAGGUAGUAGCCUGUAUGGCAUGCCAAGCUUAAAUAUAUUAUAUACAACUUUCA
Scaptodrosophila lebanonensis is the source of this 2084-nucleotide messenger RNA. RefSeq names its product UNC93-like protein MFSD11. The record is from RefSeq and is a predicted model, not a curated record. Bases 335 to 1651 code for a protein of 438 amino acids. Lineage: Eukaryota; Metazoa; Arthropoda; Insecta; Diptera; Drosophilidae. The transcript is spliced from 4 exons.